AUGGAUGGAAACCUGAUGAAUGGCGUUUCCUCAUUUUGUAAUAAACAUGAUAUCUCAGAGCUCAAUAAUCGUUUUGAUGCUGUGAGUGAUGACUUGCUUCUUGGUAUGGAAAGCUUGAAUCCAGCUAAUGGUUUUGCUAAGUUUGAUAAGGAAAGAAUAAUUAGAUUGGCCAAGCAUUAUCCAAAAGAGUUUGGCGGAUUGAAGCUUCGAGACCUCAGUUACCAGUUUAAAAUUUUCAUAAUAUACAUGCGACGUGAUCAUCCUAGAUUCUCUAAUUUGAAAGGAAUUGGUGAUUUGGCAGAAGCGUUGGUUAGUGCAAAUCUUGUGGAGACUUAUUCUCUUGUGUACUUACUUGUGAAGUUGACAUUGAUUUUACCUGUUGCUACAACAACUGUAGAAAGAGCAUUCUUAUCCAUGAAGCAUAUCAAGAAUGAACUGUGUAGUAGUAUUGGUGAUGAAUUUUUAAAUAAUUGUUUAGUUCGUUACAUCGAGAAGGACAUAUUUGUAAAUAUAAGCAACGAUACUAUCAUUGACCGUUUUCAGAAAAUGAAAGCGCAUCGAUAUCAAGAAUGA
Molecule: messenger RNA, 573 nt
Organism: Lycium ferocissimum
Lineage: Eukaryota; Viridiplantae; Streptophyta; Magnoliopsida; Solanales; Solanaceae
Exons: 2
Coding region: 1-573 (190 amino acids)
Source: RefSeq, a predicted model, not a curated record